This is a messenger RNA of Agrilus planipennis (emerald ash borer), 1077 nucleotides long. Its product is annotated as dnaJ homolog subfamily C member 25 homolog. The coding region runs from base 20 to 1030 and encodes 336 amino acids. NCBI's taxonomy places the organism in Eukaryota, Metazoa, Arthropoda, Insecta, Coleoptera, Buprestidae. The transcript has a single exon. Gene Ontology annotation, biological process: protein folding. The record is from RefSeq and is a predicted model, not a curated record. Gene Ontology annotation, cellular component: endoplasmic reticulum membrane.
AAUUCUAGUGUAGCUUAAAAUGGCAAAAGAAGUAGUUGUGGCGAUUCUGUAUCUUACGUUCAUCGUUUUAAGUGCAAAUGGACAGCUACUGGAGGGCAUCUACUGUGGUAAAUUGAACUGUUACGACGUCUUGGGGGUUAGUAGAGAAGCCACUAAGAAUGAGAUCGCGAAAAGUUAUAGAAAACUUGCCAAGAAGUACCAUCCUGAUUUGUACAGGGAUAUCGAAGAGAAACUGCAAGCUGAAGAGCAGUUCAAAGUCCUAGCCAAUGCAUAUGAGAUACUUAAAGAUGAAGAGGCCAGGAACGACUAUGAUUACAUGUUGGACCAUCCUGAUGAAUACUAUGCCAACUAUUAUAGGUACUAUAGGCGAAAAGUGGCUCCAAAAGUAGAUGUGCGCAUAGUUAUAUUCGUAACUAUUUCCGUGAUUUCCAUAAUUCAGUAUUAUAGUGCUUGGCAAAGAUAUGAGACUGCUAUUAAAUACUUUGUGUCCCUGCCAAAGUACCGGAAUCGAGCUUUAGACAUUGCCCAGCAGAAGGGUAUUCUCCAAAAUGCCCAAAAGAAGUCCAAGGGAAAAAAUAAAGCCGAACAGAAAGAGGAAAUGGAACUAGUUAUAAGGACUAUAAUUGAGGAGAAUAUGGACAUAAAAGGGGCCUAUGCUAAGCCCACAAUAUAUGGCAUUUUAUGGGUUAGAUUGUUUCUGUUACCAUUCACCAUUUUAUAUUACGCUUAUUGGUAUACAAGGUGGUUUCUUCUGCACACCAUCUUGAGGAAACCAUACACUGAUGAGGAGAAGUUGUAUUUGAUUAGGAAAUAUUUAAAGAUGGGCGAGCAACAGUUUAGUGUCCUGGAGGACAGUGAGAAAAAGGAAUAUCUUGACAAGGAGUUAUGGAUAAGGGAUAAAUUUAAGGUGUGGCACAAAGAAAAAGAAGAUGAAGCAAAGAAACAACUUGCAGAGAAUUCGAGGUACAAACAGUACCGAAGGUAUCUCAAAAAUCACGGGGUUGGAAGGAUGACUUUUGAUGAUUCAUAACAACAUUUUUUUUAGAAGACUAUAAAAGAAUUUAUUUAUUAUUACUU